CCGUUUUCUCAUUUAUGUACAUAAUAUCAAUAGAAGAAGAUAUACCGGAAAUACUUACUCCCGUUGGUUGUGUAUAAGAAAUAAAUAUAGCGCUUCACGAAAUAUUCGGGUGAUUAUUGAUAUACAAGAAGAUGGGCACUAGAGAUGACGAAUAUGAUUAUUUGUUUAAAGUCGUCUUGAUUGGUGAUUCGGGUGUAGGCAAGAGUAACCUGCUUUCCCGUUUUACCCGCAAUGAGUUCAACCUCGAGAGCAAGAGCACAAUCGGGGUAGAAUUUGCCACACGCAGCAUUCAGGUGGAUGGGAAAACUGUAAAGGCACAGAUCUGGGACACAGCUGGCCAAGAGCGCUAUCGUGCCAUCACAUCUGCGUACUACCGUGGGGCGGUGGGGGCGCUCCUGGUGUACGACAUCGCCAAGCACCUGACCUACGAGAACGUGGAGCGCUGGCUGAAGGAGCUGCGCGACCACGCAGACAGCAACAUCGUCAUCAUGCUGGUGGGCAACAAGAGUGACCUGCGUCACCUGCGGGCCGUGCCCACCGACGAGGCACGGGCAUUUGCCGAGAAAAACGGUUUAUCCUUCCUGGAGACGUCGGCUUUGGAUUCCACUAAUGUGGAAACUGCAUUCCAGACUAUUCUCACAGAGAUCUACCGUAUAGUGUCCCAGAAGCAGAUGUCGGAACGCCAGGAGAGUGACAUGUCGCCCAGCAACAAUGUGGUCAACAUCCAGGUGCAGCCCACGGAGAACAAACCAAAGAUGCAGUGCUGUCAAAACAUCUAGCCCAAACCUCCCUAGCUACUCCCUCCACCUCUCCCUCCCCCUGUCCUCCUCUUAACCCUCCCUUACGUCCACAUAUUUCCACAAUCCUCCUCCUCCUCCUCCUCCUCCUUUAACAGCCUCUUGCCUUGCUGCACUCUGUGGUGUAGAAGUAAAGGGAUUGGUAGUUCGUACGCUGGAACCCCCUGAUUUUUGCACUGCCCCCCUCACCCUCAACCCUGGUCCCUAUUCCCCUACCCACAUCAAACCUCCACUGAUGCCAGUCAUGGAAGCUACUGUGUGGGCAGGGCUCUUAUACCCCUCCUCUCCCUCCUUGCCCUUCCCUUUCUACCCCUCCACGGCCUCUUCUUCUUUAUCUGGGAAAUGCUAGAUGAAAGGCAGCAGGCAUUUCUUAUCACUUAGAAUUUCAUUACUGUAGAUGCGCUGACAUGUCACGGAAAUUUGUUAAUAUAUGAAUGUGAUUCUUUCUUCCUUUUCUUCAACCACUGUUUUUUUUUCCAUUUUAGUGAUCUCAUUGAUUUUCUAACGAUCUCUUUGUUAAUUGUAUGUCCUUAAUUUACUAACGGGUAGAUAUGAAAUUGAAGCACAUUGAAGCUGCUCUGAUGUGUGUUGUGUAGAGCCACCGUCCGCCUCCUGUCAUUUUCAAACUAGCUUAGUGCAAUAUACUGUUUUGGAAACCAAUUGGAUGUAUGGGGCACAGUGUAGACGUAGGUGCUCCUGCGAUAGUUCCGUCUGAUCGCUCUGAUUGCUGUGAAUAUAAUGCUAGCAAAAUAGAGCAUUACCUUUUUACAUCAGCUGAGAGCUGCAAGCGGCCCUAGCAUAAAGGCCAGAUGUAAACUAGCAUGUAGCCGCUUUGUAGAUGUCGUGCCAGGUUAGGAGAUCCGGUCAGCUUUGCAUGUUUGUACAGAUGCCAGGCCCGUGUUGGACUGAACGGGGAACACUACUGUUGAGUCGAGGCGUUGACCAUGCAGAUAGAAAAUAGAAAGGACUCCUCCUGCACAUUGGACCAUUCAUUGAAAUAACUCACUUCCAUACAUAGUUUACUGAAAUACAUUACUUUAACAGUUGAUGUGGGGGGUUUAAAGCAACAUUGCUAUGAAAACAGAUUGUUGCUCGUUUUAAGGAUACAUCGUCAUAAUUAUUACGCAUAAGCUAUAUUUAACCGCAAACAUAAAGAGUAUUAUGUCUAUGCAGCAGAUGUUUGGAAUUAAAAAAUGGUGUGUUCAUAAAGCCACAAUUUCACAACAUGACAAAAUGCAAUUAGGCAUUCAGUGUUUUCACCACACCUUUAGUUCAACGGCAGAAGGAAAAAAGCUAAUGAAGCUGGCCACUUUGGCAUAUGAUUCCAAUUUUUUUUUCUAAAUUAUACCUGGGCGCCUGUACCAUUUCUUUAUUUGGUUUAAUUGUAUUGUUUAAAGAGAGAUCAUUCAUGAACAGCUUCAAAAGUACAACAUACAACUGACACAGUUCCACUUCUGGUAUGUUAAACACAGCACUGAUUGUACCUCUAUUUAGAGGACACAUCGCUACUUCUCUGACUUCUGACUUUAGUCACAAAAUAUACAUUCUCCUAUCAUCCGUCAUAUCUACUCGCAUCUGGUAGCUGUUAUGACAGUUAUCAUGUACUUGUGUUGUCUAUUGAGCUCUACAAGGGAGCUUGUUAGUGUCCCUUCACAGUGCCUACUCACAGGUCUUAAAAAUGACACCUGCUAACAAUGCAUCCUCCUUAUGCUCACUAUUUCCUUAAGUUUGCUGUGACAAAGCAUUUGCCUCGGACCAUGUGGCCAUAAAAAGAAGGCUAAAGAGUGGUUGUCCUGUGUUACUUUUCACAGUAAGGCUAUUAGUCACCGAGCUGCCUCUGACACAAUGCAUGGCUUUCUGAAUAAGACCCCCCCCCCACCAUAUUUCAUAAUGCCUUAUUAUACUUAACAAUGUCAAAGCUGUGUCCCUGCUAUCUGGUUAGGGUUGACUAGCUGGUAACACAUGAGCACAAUAGUCCUAGCAGGCAGUUAAUUAUUCUGACCUUAUGACUUCCAGUUCUUGAGCCAUGACGGAAGCCUUGCUUACCAACUAGUUGAUAUUCAGAGUGUUAUCAAAGUUGAACUUCCCUGCGUUAUAUCCGUUUAGGAGCAGAAGUAAGAUAGUUAUCUUGUAUGUGGGAGCCUGGAUGGCAAGUCAAAUGUUUUUCUCCUUUGCUUCCAUUAUUUUCAAUGUUUUAAAGAAGGUCCCCUCGCCAGCCCGAUUCCCUCCUGACAUACUAGCGAUCUAUGCUUGAGCAUUGACUGUUUACUUAUGAAAAAUGAUUUACAAUCUUUCCAAUAUACCUCCAUUGUUUUCGUUUUUUUUUAAAGAAAUGUGUUCUAUUCUCUCAUUUGAAAAGUAGCUGUGUUGAAAUGUGCCAUCACGGCUGACUAAGUGGGAAUGUACACAAGUUUAGUAAUUUCAAUGAAUUCGGCAGGUUUAAAUGCAAGAGGAGUGGUGUUUACAUGAAUGAUGUUGUUUUGUAAAGAUUUAUUAAAUUGUGUCUAUAUCUUAAGUUAUCGGUUCCUCAUAAUAAAGCGCACCAGUCAUACAUACCUUCAAAAGACCUAGUUAUUAUUUGUUGUGUUGGAAUAUUAUCAAAGGUUAUACACAUGUAGCUUUGAUUCUAGGAAAUGUAUGUUUGUAUCUAUUGAGUUGCAUCUCAUCAAAUUAACAGUUUUAGUUAGGUGAUAUUGUAAGAAAAUCAGUUUGACAAAUGACUCCACCAUUCUGAGCUUUGACAAACUUUAUUCAGUCAAGGGAAUGAAUCAUACAGACAAGUAUCACCAGAACACAUUCUUAAAAAUAUAUAUUCUCAUGUGGACACCAUAUAGGAAAUAAACAUGUUUUCAAUGUAAUAGUUGCUAUCCAUAUUGUCUAUUGUAGAAUCAUUGUGAAAUUAUAUUCUACUUCUGAUUGUCAACAUGUGUUAUUGCUGUUUGUCAAGCGUCAAAAUUAUAUUGUAAAAAAAAAUGUCUACCCUGUGAUGUAUUUGACAAAAAAAACGACCUGCCAAUUAUAUCAACACCAAUAUAAAGUACUUGGCAAUGUAAUCGGCAAAAAUCUAAACUACUUGCCGUUAUAUUUAACAACAAUAGAAGCUUUGCGGUGAUGUGUUCGACAAUAGAAACGGUCACAAGGCCACAGCACAUUUUUGAAUUUGCGAGAGAUCGAGAAUUGACAUGUGAUCAAGGCUCUGCAAGGGAAUGAGAUAUAAGAAAGAUUUACAAAAAAGUGUUUCUGAACAGCAAUUUCGACACACAUUGGUCAAUGAGAAAGUAAAUGCCGACACAAAUGUCACCGCACUAUUUUAUCAUUCUUAUCUAUAUAGAUUUUUGUACAUGUUUUUUUCAAAAAGGGGUUUUAAAUCAUCAUGCGUCAUUCCCACGUCCGCAUAUUGAAAUAAUGAAAGGAAAGGUUGCACCUCAGUAAAGCUCCUCAAAGUUGAGCAACCUAUUAUUAAGCUUGAUCCAUCAUCGGGCAUGCAAGUGGCUCGAGCUUCACUACAAAUUACAAAAUAAAUCACAUCACGGUUAUCAAGUGAACAAGGAAUACACUUACACUAUACAAAUUCUUUGGGAUUACAUAUAAAAGGAUAACUUUUAGAGUGAAAAUAUUGACCCUGUAACGAUCUUUUA
Messenger RNA from Gadus chalcogrammus (walleye pollock), 4435 nucleotides. RefSeq names its product ras-related protein Rab-11A. The coding region runs from base 132 to 779 and encodes 215 amino acids. Gene Ontology annotation, cellular component: postsynaptic recycling endosome; transport vesicle; axon. Gene Ontology annotation, molecular function: GTP binding; GTPase activity. The record is from RefSeq and is a predicted model, not a curated record. NCBI's taxonomy places the organism in Eukaryota, Metazoa, Chordata, Actinopteri, Gadiformes, Gadidae. Gene Ontology annotation, biological process: neurotransmitter receptor transport, endosome to postsynaptic membrane; melanosome transport; exocytosis. The transcript is spliced from 5 exons.